Molecule: messenger RNA, 3574 nt
Organism: Scatophagus argus
Lineage: Eukaryota; Metazoa; Chordata; Actinopteri; Scatophagidae
Product: SH3 and cysteine-rich domain-containing protein 2-like
Exons: 11
Coding region: 387-1643 (418 amino acids)
Biological process (GO): positive regulation of voltage-gated calcium channel activity; skeletal muscle contraction; positive regulation of protein localization to plasma membrane
Cellular component (GO): extrinsic component of cytoplasmic side of plasma membrane
Molecular function (GO): protein binding
Source: RefSeq, a predicted model, not a curated record
CACGGCGAAAUCAAAGUUGUUGUAAGAGCGCGUGUGUGCAUGCGUGUGUGUGCGCGCGAGAGAGGAGGAAAACUGGCCGGUGGAUGAGAGAGGAGCGAGCCAGCGGGGAUAAGUGGACUGCUGGAUGUUUUCUCCUACCGAAUCCGAGCGUCAAAACAGACAACAAACAAGCACCCUUUCGACGGAAUACCGCACUUAACAAGCUAAUCGUCAGAUGGACGCUGCCGGUGGAAGAUGACUUGACACUUGAAAGUAGCUCUACCUGUUCGGACGAGACACCGUAGCGAUGUUUAAACCUCAGUGUGCAUAGCUAUCUCAGUUCCUCUGCCACUGUGGGCUUAACAGUUUUGCCGUUAAGGGAGCCUUUUUUUUUGUCCUGAGCUAAGAUGACCGAAAUCAGCGAAAAGGAAAAUGAACCACAAAACCGAGACCUUCAUCGACCCCAGACUACCAUGCCCAGCCAGCCGGAAACGAAGUUGCAGCGGCUGAAGCGCUCCCUGUCUUUCAAAUCCGUCAUGCGCAGCAAGAGCAUGGACAACUUUUUCCAGCGCAGCAAUGGCGAAUCACGCCCUCCCUCAGCCCUCAUCACCACACCUCCACCCCCGCCAUCUCCUCCCCCCCUCUCUGAAUCCCCCCUGGCUUAUGAGCGCUCUCCCUCUCAUUCCCCAUCCGUCAGUCCCAACCCUUCGUCGUCAUCACACUCACCUUCUGUCAGUCCCUCCCUGUCUGUGAGCUCAAAAUCCCAGCCAAAGUCUCAGGCCCAGCCGGUGCAACCGCUGAAGACCCACUGUUUUCAGGAGCACGUCUUCCGUAGGCCUACCAGCUGCCAGCGAUGCAAACACAUGAUCCAAGGGAACUCCAAGCAGGGGCUGCGCUGUAAAGCCUGUAAGCUUGCAGCCCACCUCUGGUGCUCAUCAGAGCUCUCACAGCAGCCCUGCAAUGGCAAGAGAGGAGCUUUCAAGAGGAACUUCAGCUCUCCUCUGCUAACCAAUGAUGCGUUGGGUGUGGUCAGAGAGGCUCCUGCUGCCCAGGAGGCAGAUAAUGGCAUUGUUGACCCUGUGUAUGAGGCACUGCGCUAUGGGACAUCGCUGGCUCAGAUGAGUCGCUCCAGCUUCAGCAGUAUAUCAGAGUCUCCGUGUCAUGAGGCAGAAAAAUUACAAGAGAAGCUAGAAAACCAGCCAAUAGCUGAAGAGGAGCACAUCCCAGGAAUGCUCACCCCCCCUGAAAGCGAGAAGGCUGAUUCGGAAGACAGGGUCAGCCUGAAGACACCGAAGAGAGUUGAGGUUCACUCCAUCCACACCUAUGUGGCUCUCUACAAGUUUCUGCCUCAGGAGAACAACGACUUGGAGCUACAGCCUGGCGACAGAGUUCAAGUCACAGAUGACUCCAAUGAGGACUGGUGGAAGGGGAAAAGCAGAGACAAGGUGGGACUGUUCCCGGCCAACUUUGUGCAGCGGGUCCGUCCUGGUGAGCGUGUGUGGAAGGUCACCGCUGGUUUCCACGGCAACCGAGACAAAGGCCAGAUGAGUGUGAAAGAGGCCCAGAUUUGCGUGGGGAAGAACGAGGAGAUUGACGGUUUCCUCCGGCUGAGCAGCGGUAAGAAGAGAGGCUUGGUCCCUGUGAAGUAUCUCCUAGAAAUAUGAUGACGGCAUGCUUCUCCUUCACCUUCAGUUUGACAAAGAAUUUCACUAUGACGGAGAAAUACUCAGGAGUGUUUAGCCAACACCUCACUGACCACCAAACACCCACCCACUCCCCCUUCCGUGAAGUGGCAGUGCAUUAGCAGGUCAAGUGGACAACGACCCACAUUUUCGCUUUUUACUGGGGGGGCUUCUUGAGAGUUCUGUAGAGCUACUUUUCUUGUAGCACAACUCUGCUUGGUGUGGUUUUAUACACACUCAAAACAGAAAUGUAGCAUCACGUUGAAGAGGGCAGGAAGCCUGGCUACCUCACUAGCCAUUUCCCUCGGCCACCCGUCUACAAAAAAUGGGAGGGACUACCUUACUAUGAUGUCAAGGCGUGUCCAAGGCUAAGGGACUUUGUGAGCAAGCUGUCUUCAUUUCAUUGUUUGUGUUAGAGAAAAGUGAGAUUGUGAAAGAUUGUAGCUGUUUGUUGUAGUGGCUUGUGCAAACACAUUUUGGUUGGUUGUUUGAAACUCUCAACCCGAUUCGGUUUUGUAGACGAUGCACUUUUGUUUGUGCAGACUGCAGCUCAAAGUGUGCACAUGUCUGCUGUCGUAAUAUGAAUUCAUGAUGUGCAUACGUGUCACAAAAUGAUUCAGGUAUUACAUUGUAUGUAUGUAAAAACAAAAAAAGAAUCUUGGUCAAAUGAAAGUCAUAAAACACACACACACACACACACACACUCUGGGAUUUCUGCAUUUCAGCUCUCCGGUGAUUAGAUUAUGGCACAUUUGUGCUCUUCACAGCUCCGAUGUGGCAAAUGCUUUGCGUGCACCUCGGGGAGCUUCUUACUCUGUAUGCCCUUCAAUCACACUCUUUACACACACACUAACACACACACAGACUUUGAUGCUUCACUCGCAAGAUCAACCAUUAGAAUCUGCUUCCUGUCGUAUCCUCAGCGUUGUUUAUCUGUAUGUUAUAUCCUGUAAUAUUUGCUGUCAUAUCUGGUUGUCUGUACUACAACAUGAGGGUGGUGUGCUGUCUUGACUUUCUGAUGCUUUUUCUCGCAUGGAGGAACAAAGCAAAGACAUAGGCUGUUGUAAUUCAGGGUGAUGAAUUAAAAAGCCAAACUGUUAUUUGUCAAAAAAAACAAAAAAAAGAAAGAAAAGGUUAUGAUGGGUGUCAAAUGUGUCUGUCAAAGGGUCAUGUUCCAAACAUCUGCUGUCAAAAAUGUGAUGAAUUUUUGAUGAACUGCUAAUGUUUCUCCCAGCACACUUGAUUACUUUUAAGUGACUCUGAGGGACUGUCAUUGCUGCCGUUAUUUAAGGGGCGACGAGGCAAAAUCUCAAUUUGAUUUAUUGCUCUGUCAUUGUUUAACAUAAGGCAGUGACAAAACUGCCUUUGUUUUGGCAAUAACUGUAAAUAAAAAUAUGACAGUAGUUGUAAAUAGCCUUAUAAAGAUACUGUAUAUAUUGGCUCUGAUCAACACUCUGACCAAGAGGUUGGCAGAUAUCCAGGAGCCAACUAAGGGCAUUAACUUCACAGUUAUAAAUCACAUGAGGUUAUUGUUUAUUGUCCUGCUUACCAAUGUACUCAUCCUUUUGCUCAAUUAACACCUAGCCCUGUCAGCACAAAUCGUUUCAAAUACUAUGCACAACAGUUCUAGUCACUCACUUUACUUUGUACUCAGCUUAUUUCCAGCGUAAUCAAAUGUGUGUCAUGUGUAUAGCCUACCUGUGCUUUGAAUUUGUGUGGGAGGGGGGGAGGUAUCACAGCUCUGCACCACGCGAAUCCCAAACAUUACCUUCACUGACUAGAACCAAGAUUGGCUCAGGAUCAGUAUUACCCAGGUGAAAUCCGUUCCUCACCUCAGUGCACACUACCAGGCUAGUUCUUUGCAUGGCUAGCUGCCCUUUUAUGCUCACAUCUCUCAAUAAAGUCAGAUGAAC